AUGGAUUCAACAGAACGACAGAAGAGACCAAGACUUAUGCAUGAUGCAGAGCCAAUUAUAUCCUUGGAAGAUUCUGAUUCUGACAAUAAUCAGCAGUACAUUCCUGUUCAUCAACGACGACAGGCCAAGUUGGACCAGAUGGCAUUAAAGACCCAAACUCCAUUACAUCAACUGAAGCAGAAAUUGCCUUUGAAGAACACUCAGUCUGCAUUUCCAUCUACUGAUACUGGUGAUGAUGACAAGAUAAUAGCCAGACCACAAGUAUCGCUCAUUGAUCAAGCUAUUGAACUCAAGCAAUAUGAGAAACCCAAGACUGACUUGGAAAAGGAGGUUGAGGAGGAACAAAAGAUUCUUGCUGCUCAGUCCCAACGAAAACAGCUGUUUUCUGACAAGGAGCUUGCAAUGGAUAUCAAAUACACAGAGUCUAUGCGUACUUCAUGGACUCCGCCUCGGCAUAUUCGGGAUAUAUCUGCUAAAGAGCACGAAUCGACCAGGAAAGAAUUCCAUAUUCUCAGCGAGGGAUUAGACUUGCCUCCACCCAUAAAAACUUUUAGAGAAAUGCGUAUCCCAUCUGCAAUUGUCAGUUAUUUGAAGAAUACAAAAGGGAUCGUAAAGCCUACUCCCAUUCAGGUACAAGGUCUUCCCACUGCAUUUUCUGGUAGAGAUAUGAUUGGCAUCGCAUUCACUGGAUCUGGAAAAACUCUUGUGUUUAUUUUGCCUUUGGUGAUGCUGGCUCUGGAAGCUGAAACUCGAUUACCUUGGAUCCAAGGCGAGGGCCCAGUUGGAUUGAUUUUAUGUCCAUCUAGAGAGUUGGCUCGACAAACAUAUGAUUUUACUAAAGAGUUGUGUGAAGCAUUAGAACAAUCAGGAUAUCCAUCCAUUCGUGUUUUGCUUUGCAUGGGAGGUAUUUCUAUGGCCGAACAGGGUUCUGUUCUUCGUGCCGGUGCCCAUAUCGUUGUUGCUACUCCAGGUAGAUUGCAGGAUAUGCUUGAAAAAAACAAAUUCAAUUUGAACAACUGCAAGUAUCUAUGUAUGGAUGAAGCCGAUCGCAUGAUUGACAUGGGAUUUGAAGACGAUGUGCGUAAUAUCAUGUCGUUUUUCAAGUCCCAAAGACAGACACUCUUGUUUUCAGCCACCAUGCCAAAGAAAAUUCAAAACUUUGCCAAAUCGGCUCUCAUCAGCCCUGUAGUAGUCAAUGUCGGCCGUGCUGGUGCUGCCAACUUGGAUGUGAUUCAAGAAGUCGAGUACGUAAAACAAGAGGCUAAAAUGGUAUAUCUUUUAGAAUGUCUUCAAAAGACACCUCCACCCGUCGUUGUAUUUGCCGAAAACAAAAAUGACGUGGAUGAUAUACACGAGUAUUUACUAUUGAAGGGCAUCGAGGCAGUAGCCAUUCAUGGUAGUAAAGAUCAAGAAGAGCGUGAAUUUGCCAUCAAAAGCUUCAAGGCAUGUAAAGCCGAUGUACUUGUUGCUACGGAUGUUGCUAGCAAAGGGCUGGACUUUUCCAUGAUUCAACAUGUUAUCAACUAUGAUAUGCCCAAAGAGAUUGAGGAUUACGUGCACCGUAUUGGUCGUACUGGUCGUUCAGGUAAAACAGGUGUGGCGACGACAUUUAUAAACCGGAAUUCUUCAGAGCAGAUUCUACUUGAUCUAAAAUAUCUAUUGCGCGAAGCCAAGCAACGUGUUCCACCCGUUCUGGAAGCCAUUCCCGACCCGACUGAAAAAUUCAAGUCCAAUGCACCUGAAGAUGCGAGUGCUGAAUGCAGUUAUUGUGGUGGAUUGGGACAUCGUAUUACAAAUUGUCCUAAACUGGAACAACAGCAACGAACGACUAUGGCUGGAUCAAUCACUCGUCAUGCUGGUGGUAAUACGGGUGGUGGUGGUGGCGAUUAUUAG
Messenger RNA from Batrachochytrium dendrobatidis JAM81, 1893 nucleotides. RefSeq lists its product as uncharacterized. Gene Ontology annotation, cellular component: spliceosomal complex. Bases 1 to 1893 code for a protein of 630 amino acids. The transcript is spliced from 7 exons. Gene Ontology annotation, molecular function: zinc ion binding; RNA helicase activity; RNA binding. The record is from RefSeq and is a predicted model, not a curated record. Lineage: Eukaryota; Fungi; Chytridiomycota; Chytridiomycetes; Rhizophydiales. Gene Ontology annotation, biological process: mRNA splicing, via spliceosome.